This is a messenger RNA of Cricetulus griseus (Chinese hamster), 3070 nucleotides long. Lineage: Eukaryota; Metazoa; Chordata; Mammalia; Rodentia; Cricetidae. The record is from RefSeq and is a predicted model, not a curated record.
ACAGCAGCCUCGAGGAGGACGCGGAGGACUUUUUCUUCACCGCCAGGACCUCCUUCUUCAGGAGAGCGCCUCCGGGCAAGUCCCGUUCGGGUCAGCCGGAUGUGGAGAAAGAGAAGGAAACUCACAAUUACCUCAGCAAAGAGGAAAUCAAAGAGAAAGUCCAUAAGUACAAUUUAGCAGUCACAGACAAGUUGAAGAUGACCUUGAAUUCAAAUGGGAUUUACACUGGCUUCAUUAAGGUGCAGAUGGAACUCUGCAAACCAACACAGACCCCUCCCAGUAGCAGUGACUGUGUGAACACACUUCAUAUCAGUAGCACCAACACCGUGGGAGAAGUGAUCGAGGCCCUGCUCAAGAAGUUUCUGGUGACGGAGAGCCCCACCAAGUUUGCACUUUAUAAGCGUUGUCACAGGGAAGACCAAGUGUAUGCCUGCAAGCUCUCCGACCGGGAACACCCACUCUACCUGCGUUUGGUAGCAGGACCCAGAACCGACACGCUUAGUUUUGUUCUUCGAGAACAUGAAAUUGGAGAGUGGGAAGCCUUCAGCCUCCCAGAGCUGCAGAACUUCCUGCGUAUCUUGGACAAAGAAGAAGAUGAACAGCUGCAGAGCCUGAAGCGGCGCUAUACGGCCUACAGGCAGAAGCUGGAGGAAGCCCUGGGCGAGGUGUGGAAGCCCGGCUAAGGCCAAGGGCGUCCUGCCAGGAUGGCACAGCUCGGACCUAUGAAAGAGCGCCGCCGCCGCUUCCUCUGCUCAGAGAGCUGUUGUCGUGCCCCGCCAUGCUAGGGUCUUCCUCUUUUCUCUCUAGACACAGUUCUCAAAGCCUGGUCACACAGCAUCCUGCGCCUCACGGAUUGGCACAAGGGACUUUGCAAGCUUGUCCUGUCGCGGCAUGGCGAUGUUACCUCUUGCAAGCUGUGAGCCUGUGGUCAUCAGGCACAUCCUGGAUUGCUUGGAAGCAUGGACUCUGGCUUGAUUUCCCCCGUUUUCUUCUCGUGACUUUGGUUAUGUGAUUUUUGUUAAGCUUCAGGGUGGGCGGAUGUUAAAAAAGCAGCCUUUGUAUACUUGUCCUGUGGUGGAACUACCUGCUUGGUUUUCUUCUGUCAGAACAGUGUGUCCCAUGAUCUGAAAGGCAGGAAUUUAGGGGGGUUGGGAAAAGAUUUUGUAAGAGUUUUGACACAGAACGUAAAGCGCAUGUUGGGAAGGUAGAGGAGAGAGAGGCGAGAGCCCAUGGCUUGGGCAGGUGCCAUGGCGUCUAAGUUAGUGAUAGAGAAGGAAGGUUUAUUUGUUUGUAAAGGAGUUAAAAGCAUCCAGGGUUGAUGUUAGGUCAUUUUAAGAUUGUUUGACUUGCUAGUUAGUUGUAAAGUGUAGGGUCAGAGCCAAAGGACUGGUAGCUAAGUCUAAAGGAGGGAUCUGUGAACUGCACCUGACCUGUGGUGGAUUUACCCUUGACUGAGGUGGGCCUUCUGCAGCUGGACCUGGUCUCUGCACACCAGUUCCCCCCUCUGCUGGUAUGCACUGGAUGGUCUCCAGGUGUAGCUUCUCUGUGUAGAUGGGGCCUGACCAUGGCUGAUUUUCUGUUAAAUGUAGUUUUCCCCCACCCCAGAAGUUACUCUCAGAGUUAAAAUGGAGUUUAGGUAAGGGCAGCGAUUCCCCCUCCACCUGUUAGCUAGAAGAUGUGUCAAGCCCAGGGCUCACAGCAAACUUUGUGACAAUCACUCUCUUGCUAAGAGCCCCAAAGAAGGAGUCCACACCCAGCUGGCCGCACAACAGGCCUUCAUUAUGGAACUAUUUUAACAGAAGUGUAUCUGUUCCUUCCAACCAAAGAAAUGUGUGUGCAAUAGAAGCCUUCCCGAGGACAGGCGGGCACAAUUGCCUCAUUUCCCGCAGCAGCUUGCAAAUCCAAGAGCAGAGGGAACAGCGAGCUGGGCUUCCGGAGGGGCCUUAUAGUCGGUCUGGUUUUAGUCUAGAUAGAUAUUGCUGUUGUUUAUAAAUUCCCAAGGAAUUGUUAACGCGGUGACACUUAAUGGAUUCUUUUGGAAAUUCCAAGGUGCUCCAGCUAUUUGCCUUUCUAUGAACCGUGCCUUCGACUGAGUAUCUGUCCCUUCAUGGUGGCUCUCCUGACUUGUCAGAGAACGUCACCUGGGAGGGGGGGAGGCAUAUCCGAGUGUGGGUUGUGCUCCACCAGCUCCAGAGACAAUCAGAUCUUCUAAGCUAUUAGGAAGAGUUGGAAAAAAAAUGAAACAAAAACAGAACUAGCUAUAAAAUAUGAAUGGCACAUCUUGUUUAAUUUUGCAUGCAAUUUCUUUUUAGUGCAUCAGUGAGGUUUUAGUGACAUUGUCACCCAACACUUUGCCUUUGUUGUUCAGGGAAUGCCUUCAUGGUUUCUGUACUGGUUUUACUAUUGACUGUGGCUUGGGUUUGUGUGCUGUCGCCAGCCACCUGGUCUUCUAAUUACUCUUCCCAGUAAUCUUAGAGUGUGCGAAGCACUAGUUUCUCAUUUUAAGACCCUGUUAGAAUCUAAAAGUAGUGGCUGAUGGCUGUCUGUGAAUUUUUUUAUUUUAUUUUAUUUUAUUUUUACUUGAAGUAGAGUGUGUGAUGCAGGAAUCCUCAUCUGUAUUCAUCCAAACCUUGAUCACUGUCCUGUGCACUACACUUGUGACUGGGGAACUUGACUGUAUUGAAGAUCUGCCAGUUCCUGGUUCCUGAAGACUGCUGUUCUCCCAAACACUGGCUCCUACAGCAGCCUUUUUAAAGCAUAAAAGAGGAAAAAGAGCUCCAGAGGCCAAAGAUCUUUACUUGCAACCAUUGUUCGAAUCCUUCAGUAGAACGAAACUAAGCUUUGCUGUAAUACUGUUUUCUCUCCAGAAUGUGAUGGUACCGGAAUGGUGUUAAAUGAAGGGCGGAGCAUUUUAAUUGCAGGGGAGCAUUUUAAAUCUAGAUGUUAAAAGCUAUAUUUAUAAUGUUGAUGAGUUUAAGUUUUAUUUUUAUAGGGAAGAUGUUUCUCCCCUGAAAUUGUGUCUGGAAUGGCAAAAUUGUUUCUAUUAUUAAAAACUGAAGUCGUUAGUUGA